CAAAAAACAAAAUAAAAUUUUCUUUGGCCAAAGAUAUUAGGUACGGAUGUCUACGGAGUCUUAACAUUAAAGCAGAGGAGAGCAUAUGUUUUACUCUCUCUAAACAGCUGACAGAUACACACACCAGACACCACGCAGAGCGAGAGAGCGAGAGAUCGAGAGAGAGCGAGGAUUAUGGAUUUGAGAGUGAAGUCGCUGCUUCAUCCUUCAACUGUGGAGUUAUGGUGUGUCUACUUCAUCUUUUUCUCUCUACUUCACACUUCCUCUGCUCAGAAUGCUACUACAGACCCAGCUGAAGUGAGGGCACUGAACUCGAUAUUCCAGCAAUGGGACACACGAUCAGUGGCACUAUGGAAUAUAAGUGGAGAGCCUUGUAGCGGAACUGCCAUUGAUCAAUCUGAUUUGGAUGCUGCAGGCAACAACCCAGCCAUCAAAUGUGAUUGCACCUACGACAAUGGUAAUACCUGCCAUAUUAUCCGACUGAAAGUGUAUGAUUUGAAUAGACAAGGAGUGAUUCCCGAAGAAAUUCUAACUUUUAAAAAAUUAGUUUUUUUGAAAAUUGAUAAAAAUUAUUUCACGGGUCCUUUGCCGGCAUUUAUCGGAAAUUUAACAGCAUUAAGGGGUUUGUCUAUUGCUCACAAUGCAUUCUCUGGGACAAUUCCAAAGGAACUUGGAAACUUGAAGGAUCUAACUUUGCUGUCUCUUGGUGUGAACAAUUUCUCUGGGACUCUACCUCCAGAACUGGGUAAUUUAGUCAAACUUGAGCAAAUUUAUAUUAAUAGUUGUGGAUUGGAUGGUGAAAUUCCCUCAACCUUCGCCAAUCUCACAAGGAUGAGAAUCUUGUGGGCAUUUGAUAAUCCUUUCACAGGCAAGAUUCCAGACUUCAUUGGGAAUUGGACAGAGCUUACAACAUUGAGAUUACAGGGGAAUUCUUUUGAAGGUCCAAUCCCAUCGAGCUUUUCUAAAUUAGUCUCAUUGACUACUUUAAGACUCAGUGAUUUCCAUAAUGUCAGCUCUACUCUUGAUUUUAUGAAGAAUAUGAAGAACUUGACCGACUUGGUUUUAAGGAAUGCAUUAAUCACUGGUACUAUUCCACCUGAUAUCGGAGAAUAUCAAACCUUGAAAAUAUUGGAUUUAAGCUUCAACAACUUGACAGGAGAAAUUCCAGGAGCUUUGUUCACUUUGAGUUCUCUUGAGUACUUGUUUCUAGGAAAUAAUAGUCUAUCUGGAACCAUUCCGAGCCAAAAAAGUGAUUCGCUGCAAAAUAUAGAUUUAUCUUACAAUCACCUUACUGGAAGUUUUCCUUCAUGGGUAAACUCGAAUUUGCAAUUGAAUUUAAUAGCCAACAACUUUGUGUUUGACAACUCAAACAUAAGUGUAAUUCCAGGAUUGAAUUGUCUACAGAGAGAUUUCCCUUGCAAUAAGAAUGCUCCACGCUAUGCAAAUUUUUCAAUCAAGUGUGGUGGUCCAGAGACACCUUCUGGUGGGAUACUGUAUGAAGCUGAAAAUUCAUCCAUGGGUCCAGCAUCCUUCCAAGUAGCCACUAGUCAAAAAUGGGCAGUAAGCAUUGUGGGCUUGUUUGCUGAUAGACAGAAUCCAUCAUACAUUGAAGAUACCUUGUCACAAAUAGCCGGCACCAACACUCCAGAGCUUUAUCUGACUUCAAGGGUAUCCCCUAGUUCAAUUAGAUACUAUGGCCUUGGUCUUCAAAAUGGGAUUUACAACAUUAGCUUAUUAUUUGCUGAAACAUCACUUAAACAUAGAAGCUCAAGAAUUUGGGAGAGCAACGGAAGGCGUGUCUUUGACAUCUAUAUUCAGGGAGUCCGCCAGUUGGAGGACUUCGACAUAUCAGAGGAAGCUGGUGGAGUUGAGAGAGCUACUACAAAGCAUUAUAAUGUUAAUGUUACUGAGAACCAUCUUGAAAUUCACCUGUUUUGGGCUGGUAAGGGCACCUGCUGCACACCCUUACAAGGCUAUUAUGGACCAAUCAUUUCAGCACUAAGUGUUGUUUCAGCUUUUAGGCCAACCGUUAGUGGAAUACCACCUGGUAUUCCGAAGAAGAAGAGCAGGCCGGGUUUGAUCAUCGGUAUAUCAGUCUCUGCUGGAGUCAUAAGCUUUGUACUUAUAUUUGCAUUUCUUUACAUGAAAAGACAACAAAGCAAGAGAGAUGAAGAAGUGCUUUCCGGAAUAGGCCAUAGACCAUAUACAUUUAGUUAUGCAGAGUUGAGAAUGGCCACGCAAGACUUUUGUCCCUCGAAUCAGCUCGGAGAGGGUGGAUAUGGACCUGUGUACAAGGGAACACUUCCUGAUGGGAGAGAAGUAGCUGUGAAGCAACUCUCCCUAGCAUCUAACCAGGGGAAGAAUGAAUUUAUAGCUGAGAUUGCUAUAAUAUCCGCAGUUCAACAUCGAAAUCUUGUGAAAUUGCAUGGAUGCUGCAUAGAAGGAAAUAGACGACUCUUGGUCUACGAGUAUCUUGAAAACAAGAGUGUAGAUAAGGCAAUAUUUGGAAAAACUGGCCUGCAUCUUGACUGGCCAACGCGCUUUAAUAUUUGCUUAGGAACUGCUAGAGGUCUAGCUUAUCUUCAUGAGGAGUCAAGGCCAAGAAUUGUACAUAGAGAUGUGAAAGCAAGUAAUAUUUUGCUUGAUGCAGAGCUCUGCCCUAAAAUAUCAGAUUUUGGAUUAGCAAAGUUGUAUGAUGACAAGAAAAGCCACAUCAGCACUCGAGUCGCAGGAACCAUUGGCUAUUUGGCACCAGAGUAUGCAAUGCGCGGACAUCUAACAGAAAAGGCUGAUGUUUUCAGCUUUGGUGUUCUUGCUUUAGAAAUUCUCAGUGGAAUACCAAACUUUGAACACAAUUUGGUUGAGAAUAGGAUAUACCUUCUGGGAUGGGCAUGGACUCUGUAUGAAAAUAAUCAGAGUCUGGCAUUGGUGGAUCCAAUACUGAUGGGUUUUGAUGAAGAUGAAGCUCUUAGAGUUAUAGGAGUGGCUCUGUUGUGCACUCAGGCAUCACCAAUAACAAGGCCAACAAUGUCAAGAGUUGUGGCAAUGCUUUCUGGAGACAUUGAAGUGAGUCCUGUUACAGCAAAGCCAAGCUACUUGAGUGAUUGGGAUCUCAAGGAUAUAAACUCUGAAACUAAAACGUUUGCUGAAUCUGAGAUUAGUAGCAGCAAGACACAGGACACCCAUUAUAACAAGCCAAAUGAUAAUAAUCAGGUGGUUGAUCCAGCACACACUCCAUUAAAUAUCACAGAGCCAAGGGUCAGUGACCUUAUUGGUGAGGGAAGGUGAGAGAUUUGCUCUAGGUUUGGGAUUGUUUGGCCAUUUCUCUUUUCUUUCUUUUAUUUAGAAGAGCUUCACUUCAGCUUCUUAUCACUUCAAAUUGCUCUUGGUUAAAUGUUGAAAUGCAAGGUCUAUGAAUUAGAAAAGGGAAGAACAAAUGAAUUAGAAAAGGGAAGAACAAAAUGAAAAGGAUGGGAGGGUUUUUUUUUUUUUAACCUCUUUUUCUUUUUUUUUUUAAAUUUGUACAUGAGGUUUUUUUUUCCUUAUUCUUUUUUUUUUAAUUAUUUUUUAUGUUUAUAAAAGGGAAA
This is a messenger RNA of Manihot esculenta (cassava), 3587 nucleotides long. Its product is annotated as probable LRR receptor-like serine/threonine-protein kinase At1g56140. Bases 175 to 3288 code for a protein of 1037 amino acids. Gene Ontology annotation, molecular function: protein binding; protein kinase activity; ATP binding. The transcript is spliced from 24 exons. The record is from RefSeq and is a predicted model, not a curated record. Gene Ontology annotation, biological process: protein phosphorylation. Lineage: Eukaryota; Viridiplantae; Streptophyta; Magnoliopsida; Malpighiales; Euphorbiaceae.